Stylophora pistillata is the source of this 2635-nucleotide messenger RNA. RefSeq lists its product as uncharacterized. The record is from RefSeq and is a predicted model, not a curated record. NCBI's taxonomy places the organism in Eukaryota, Metazoa, Cnidaria, Anthozoa, Scleractinia, Pocilloporidae.
AUGGAUCGUGGUGGAUAUUUACCGAGCCGCGAAGCACUACACGACAGGGUGGAAAAUAUUUACAGCUUUGUAAGGAAUCCCUGGACUGGGACGACGUUGUGUUACUGUGACAUUUGUUAUUUAACCUCUUUAAAAGAAAUGGAAGAAAAUCUUCCUCCUGGUUUUCAACUACCCUCCUUUCCUUCUUGGACGGCACCGCAAUCUGUUCAAGCAAACAGUUAUAUAAGUGCACCUUUGGCACCGCGGACUGGGUACGAGCAGCCUUACUGGUAUCGGCCGCGUUAUGAAGGAUGGCAAUACGUCACAAGGGGUUCAAAAGUGACUCAACAGGCGUCUUUUCAUCAAUCAUCUUCAACAUAUCGUUUCACACACCAUCUCUCUACGGGAUGUCACGCCACGGGAUGUCACGCCAUGGAAUGUCACGCUACCGGAAAUCAAUUUACAGACUAUUACUCCGAAGCCACAGAAAAUGCGCAUAGUUUACAGAGUGGAGUAGCAUACGAUCAUAGAGCAUUUCCAAAGAUCGUUUCGGUGCACUCUAUGGGGGAAGAAAGUUACAAUACCCUGCAAAAACCUUCCCAUAUCUGUGGAGAAGAAGGUGGUAACAAACCAAAUUACCCUUUUUGUAAAUCCUCUUUUGUAAUACCAACAUCCUGUAACAUUGAUGCAGAAAGCUCUAAAAAGAUAACUGAUCAUUCCAUAUCGACAAUUCUUGAUCUUCCCUCUACGAGGAAUUCCUCUUCAUCUCCUGUUCAAAGUGAUGCCCUUGUUGGAUCUCCUGCUAAAUCUGACUGUCCUAAGAACGAAACGAAAGUGAGCCUUCCAUCAGAUGAACAUGAUCAAGAUACAGAAGUUAGAUGCGACAUGGCUAGGGAUGGAGAAAUCAAGAUAACGGACAGUGCGAUCAGCUGCCCAAAUUUCGCCGAAGGAUUGUCCAGCCCAGCUCUUCAAAGGCAAAAGAGUAAUUCAACACUGGGAGAGAUAAAAGCUCCGGAGAUGCCCCACGAAUCAACUCUGCAGAAAAGCUCUGUGUGCAUAACUCCGUUAAAGAUCAAGAAAAGUACACUGAGUUUGCAUCGCCUUCGGGAAAUCAACAAAGUUCAGAAACGCCUGAAAGGCGAAUUACGAGAUUGCCAGGAAGCUCGCUUCGUUAAGAAGAUUGAAAUGAGGCGAGAAAAAAUAAAAAUCUUCUCAAGCCGCUCCCUGAAAAGUAAUUGGAGUCCAAGUUCUGAAAGCCCUUUAAAUUCUCCGCCUGACAAGAGGUCUCUUGAAGCACCAUAUGUGGAAAAACCAGAGCGUAACGAAAGCAUCGCCGAUUCAAGGUCAGAUGGGAGGCGCCUCGAAUUAAAUGCGGAUAUUACAGCAGAAAAUUCAUUAGGAGAAACACUCAGCUCCGAAAAGCUUAAAGAAGAAGUGCCAGAAGAUGGUUUCAGGAUGAAUGUGUUCGAGAAAUUGGCUCUCUUGGGUGAGAAAAGGUGUGAAGAUUCAACUUCGAGCAGCUCUUCGCUGGGCGAUAGCAAUUCGCAAAGUGCUGACACUGAAGUCAAGGUUAAAAGAACCCACGAAAGAAGGAAUGAUCAAAUCAUUGGAACUGAAGACGAACUUCACGCUCUUCGAUCUAAUUCUAAACGGUCGGCAGCCUUGGAAAACGACGGAGAAUUAAGUGAAAACAUCAACAUUUUGGUAAAGUCUGAACAAACGAGUUUCACUGACAUUGCAACCGCGGGAACUAUCCCAAACAGUUGGUCAUCUGCUUACAUUUAUGAAAAUGUGGGCAGCAAGAGUAGUACUGAUCUGUUAAAGAGGAAGCAUUGUGGAGAAGUGAAUAUUGAAUCUACCAAAAGGCGCUGUAAGUUUUUGCCGAGGAAAGUAAAUUGGACAGUUGCUGACAGUUUGGACAAAGAACCAUUGCUAAGCCAAAAAAAGGAAGAAAAAGACGAAGAACGACAAGACAUCCCACUCAAGACAGAAGUUUCGUGCGAAGGAGAAAACGUCGAUGCCAUACAAUUUCAGGGGAUUGUAAACAGAAAUGAUAACGCGAACAAGCCACGCCUGUCGUCCAGUCCCUUCUCUCAGUUAUCGAUUGCAAGCGAUGCCAAAGCAUGUUGGGUAUACGAUGAUGAUUUACUUCAGAGGAACCUUGAGUUACGAAAGAGCAAAAUCGGCGACCUUCUGCGUAAACAAGAGGGUCUGUUAGAGAAGCUGGGUUCGACACCUCUCCCGAGAAAGUAACUAAUUCUCGUUCUUUUAGUUGGAACCUCCUUGUUGCUUUGUUCGUGCGUGACAUAUCACAGAACAAGACGUCACGUCCCUGCUAUAUCUGUGGGAUAUAAUGCAUUUUUCGCAGCCGUUGCGUUACUUGUUCACUGCUCUGGAUUUUCGUAACAGUCAUCACCAGUAUACAUAUAUCGUUUUCGCCGACCACAAAAUUGAGUCUUGUGCGCUGAAAAUAUGUUAUUUCCUUACAGAAGUUCAGAUUCAAGCACCAUGCACGAAGUUUCUGCUAACCAGUGGUUAUGAAAAAAUUCUGUUUCCUGCCAUGCAGACUGGUCAGAUCUCCUGUACCGUGAUAAUCUGUCGAUCAGUAAGGAAAAGAAAAUUUGGUUCUUUGUCAGUAUUGGCGAUCUAGGCCAUU